Molecule: messenger RNA, 1371 nt
Organism: Cercocebus atys (sooty mangabey)
Lineage: Eukaryota; Metazoa; Chordata; Mammalia; Primates; Cercopithecidae
Gene: SMIM29
Product: chromosome unknown open reading frame, human C6orf1
Exons: 5
Coding region: 782-1249 (155 amino acids)
Source: RefSeq, a predicted model, not a curated record
AAAGGCGCAGAGACGGUGGGCGUGCCAGGGCCCCCGGUAGCCCAGUCCUGCCGCACUCUACCAGUCGAGCACAGCCCGAAGGCCAGGGAACAAACACAGAAGGAGGCCGAGAGGGCCCGGAGCAGGGUCCUGCCGCGAAGGGCCUGGGCUCAACGUUAGAGCGCGGCGCGACCCUACUCUGGCUGCAACGAGACGGGUGAGUGAGGUGGUCGCCUGGGAUCUCCCAGAAUCCGAGCUCCUGACGCGGGAGGGCCAGGGGCCUCCGGAAAACUGCGCGCGCCCCGCCCUACCCAAUCCUGCCCCGAGCCGCCCGCUCCUCCCCCGCUGCGUAGCCCUCGGCUGCCCCCUGCCGCCGCGGGGCGGACCCUGCAAGCCCCGCUGUCCCCGCCUUCGCACCGCCCACCCCCGCCUCCGGAUUGGCCGCUCCAGAAAUCUCCAGGCCACCCGCUUUCCGCUACCGGAUUGGCUGCGCCCAGGCGCUAAGGCCCGGCCCAUUUCCCCGGGUCCUUUGAUCACGCGCCUGACGGCUUUUCCGGGGCCGGGGAGCCAACCGAGGGCGUUCCUGUCGGGGCUGCAGCGGCGGGAGGGAGCCCAGUGGAGGCGCCCUCCCGAAGUGCCACUGCCCAUGCUGACCAACCACCCAGCCCUCCGGCUGCUGAUGUCAUGAGUAACACCACUGUGCCCAAUGCCCCCCAGGCCAACAGCGACUCCAUGGUGGGCUAUGUGUUGGGGCCCUUCUUCCUCAUCACCCUGGUCGGGGUGGUGGUGGCUGUGGUGAUGUAUGUACAGAAGAAAAAGCGGGUGGACCGGCUGCGCCAUCACCUGCUCCCCAUGUACAGCUAUGACCCAGCCGAGGAACUGCAUGAGGCUGAGCAGGAGCUGCUCUCUGACAUGGGAGACCCCAAGGUGGUACAUGGCUGGCAGAGUGGCUACCAGCACAAGCGGAUGCCGCUGCUGGAUGUCAAGACGUGACCUGACCCCCUUGCCCCACCCUUCAGAGCCUGCUGUCCUGGACUGCCUGGGGCCCUGCCGUCAGCCUGCUUCCCCUGGCUCCCCCUGCUGGGUGCUGGGUCUCCAUUUCUCCCUCCACCCACCCUCAGCAUCUGCUUCCCACACCCUCACCAUCACCUCACUGCCCCCAGGCCUUCUGCCCUUUGUGGGUGUCGAGCUCACUGCCCACCCACAGGCACUCAUGGGAGGUUUUCCUUCUGGGAUGGAGGCGGCUGGGAGACACCUUUGCUUUCUCUAGCCCUCCUGGGCUUGGCUUGGGCAUAAAUCCCCAGGAGGGCUUUGGAGUUGUUUCCAUGGUGAUGGGGCCAGAUGUAUAGGAUUCAGUAUAUAUUUUGUAAAUAAAACGUUUUGUGGCUAGGG